Molecule: messenger RNA, 1873 nt
Organism: Gasterosteus aculeatus aculeatus (three-spined stickleback)
Lineage: Eukaryota; Metazoa; Chordata; Actinopteri; Perciformes; Gasterosteidae
Gene: adss2l
Product: adenylosuccinate synthase, like
Biological process (GO): IMP metabolic process; 'de novo' AMP biosynthetic process
Cellular component (GO): cytoplasm
Molecular function (GO): GTP binding; adenylosuccinate synthase activity
Source: RefSeq, a predicted model, not a curated record
UCGUAAAUAGUGACGACGCCUCCGCGAAGGUCAAUCAUUUAAUGAGCUAAACAAAGCUAAACAAACAAAGACACCGAGUUACGUAUAAUGUCCGCGUGGUAGUUAAUUGAUUAUAGACCAGGUUAAUCAUAAUUAAUCAUUAUAACUGUGCCCGCAUCGGACAAACUGUGUUUUGAGACUCGGAACCAAGAGCAUGAGGGGAGACACGGCCACCUGGCGGCGCGCGAGCACUUCCUGUGACGCAGAGAGAAACGCGGUAAAACGACGUUACGGUGUGUGAGAGCAGAGCAGCAGCAGCAUGGCAUCCGGCAGCAGCGAGGCUAACGUUAACGGACGGGAGACCGUCUCCCUCAACGGGGAGCCCGUCGUUAAGCGGCCGCGUGUCUCGCACGAUUCUUCCCUCCGCAUCCCGAAGGAGCCGCACAACAAAGUGACCGUUGUGCUCGGGGCUCAGUGGGGCGACGAGGGCAAAGGGAAAGUUGUGGACUUGCUCGCGAUGGAUGCGGAUAUCGUAUGCAGGUGCCAGGGAGGCAACAAUGCGGGUCACACGGUGGUGGUGGACUCCGUGGAGUACGACUUCCACCUGCUGCCCAGCGGCGUGCUCAACAAGAAAGCCCUCUCCUUCAUCGGCAAUGGAGUUGUGAUACACCUCCCAGGCCUGUUCGAGGAGGCUCAAAAGAACUUGCAGAAAGGGAAAGGAUUACAAGGUUGGGAGGAGAGGUUAAAGAUUUCCGAUCGUGCCCACCUCGUGUUCAACUUCCAUCAAGCUGUCGAUGGAAUCCAGGAGCAGCAGCGGCAGCAACAAGAAGGAAAAAAUUUGGGAACCACCAAAAAGGGUAUCGGUCCUGCGUACUCCUCCAAAGCUGCUCGCAACGGUCUGCGAGUCUGUGAUCUUGUGUCCGAUUUCAAGGUUUUUGAGGACAAGUUUCGCAUGUUGGCGGAACAUUUCCUGACAAUGUAUCCAAACCUUAACUUGGAGGUUGACAGUGAACUGGCGCAGCUGAAGGGUUUUGCAGAGAGACUGGGCCCCCUGGUGACUGACGGGGUGUACUUCAUGCACCAAGCUCUUAAUGGUCCCAGUAAGAAAAUCCUGGUGGAGGGAGCCAAUGCUGCUCUGCUGGAUAUUGACUUUGGCACGUAUCCUUUCGUGACGUCUUCUAACUGCACUGUGGGCGGAGUGUGCACUGGUCUUGGCGUGCCUCCGUCAUACGUUGGCCGAGUGUAUGGCGUCGUCAAGGCCUACACCACCAGGGUGGGCGUCGGUGCUUUCCCAACAGAGCAGAAAAAUGAGACUGGAGAACUCUUACAGACCAGAGGGAGAGAGUUCGGUGUGACGACGGGCAGGAAGAGGCGUUGCGGUUGGCUCGACCUGGUCUUGGUCAGAUACGCCCACAUGGUCAAUGGCUUCACUGCAAUCGCCUUGACCAAGCUGGACAUUUUGGACACGGUGUCAGAGAUUAAAGUGGGCGUGGCCUAUAAACUUGAUGGUGAACCUCUACCAAGUUUUCCCGCAAACAUGGACGUUUUGACGCGGGUGUCGGUGGAUUACGAGACGUUGCCCGGCUGGUGCUGCAGCACCGAGUCGGCCCGGAGCUUCGAGGAGCUGCCGCUGAAGGCACAGAUCUACAUUCGCUUCAUCGAGAACUUCCUGCAAGUGCCAGUGAAGUGGGUUGGAGUCGGCAAGUCCAGAGAGAGCAUGGUGAAACUUUAUUGAUCCGCCUGGAUGAGUUCAGGUUUGGUGAGGAUUACCAAAGGAGUUUAAAAUGCGAACUCCUCAAGGAAACACGUCACCAGCAAGGCUGUUUGUGAAACGUUCUGUUGCUGCUUGUGCAUCACAUUUGCAAUCAUUCCCUCCCCCCAGAAAUAAUUUAUG